Molecule: messenger RNA, 2490 nt
Organism: Macrosiphum euphorbiae (potato aphid)
Lineage: Eukaryota; Metazoa; Arthropoda; Insecta; Hemiptera; Aphididae
Source: the annotation of a GenBank genome assembly
AUGCUCCCUAAAAGUGACUCAAUUGAACUGUUACUUUUUAAUUUGAUUUUUUGUCCAUACGCACCAGGUGCUGGCGGCGGUUGGGCCCCCGGAAACUAUACGGAAGACAAAAAAUCCACUGGCUCGGCGUUGCUGGGGACUGGCGGUUUCGGAAGCGAUGGAGGUGGUGUCGGCGGUCUGGCGUGUUACAAGAGCCGAGGCAACACCAAAGGAUUUGGCGGGUUCGGUGGAGGUGGUGGCGGAUGCGUUGCCGGCGGUGGAGGUGGAGGUUUCACCGGUGGUCGGGCUUGGAGCAACAGCCAGACGAACGGCGAGGGCGGCUGGUCGUAUUUGCCGGACAACCAGUACGUGUUCUACAGGGCGGUGUACCCAGGCAGCAACUACAAGUCCGGAACUGUGUACAUCAUACCCGCCAUCGUGGGUUGUGGGUGCGCGUACCUGUGCGCCGCUACCAAUCAGCUGCGCAGCUCGGUCGUCUGCAUAUGUCCGUCCGACUUCAAACUCGGGCCCGACGGCAAGUCGUGCAUAUAUCAAUCAACGGAGACGACAAAGAUUAUAUUUUUGAUCACUGGAAGUGUAUUUACAGUUGUAAUCAUUUGCUUGAUCUUAGGAAUUUGGAUGUAUAGAAGUUAUCGAAGACGAAAAGAACGCAAAGAAAAUGUAAAUUUGCUACACAACGGCAUUUUAAAUUACGAUUUGACAUCGAGAAAUAGAAAUGGAAAUGUAGACAUCAAUCCUACUUAUGAUUUCAACGGAAGGACAUUGACAACGAACGAUCUUCCAAGGAUAUUAAGGGACGAAUUAAGAAUACAAAAAUCUAUUGGCGAAGGAGCUUUUGGAGUGGUGUACCGUGGGUAUUAUAAAAAAACGGGCGAAACGACCGAAAUGCGUGUCGCGAUAAAGACUCUCGAACCGAAAAAAGACAUGACCAAUGUGGAGGUGAAAUUCGACGACGACAACACACCUAAUCCAGAAGUCGAAAUAGAAAAAAUACAGAGGAUCAAAAGGGCUGAACUAUCUUGUAUACGUGACUUCCUGACCGAAGCCAUCAUAAUGAGUCAGUUUAAUCAUCCGAACAUUGUGAAAUUCAUCGGAAUCACUUUCGAAAAGAACUAUAGGUUCAUCGUAACAGAACUUUUGAGUGGCGGUGACUUGAAAGAAUUUUUACGCAAGAAUCGUCCGUCAGUCCAACAAAAUCACAAAAUCAUUCCCAUAAAGUUAAAAGAUUUAUUAAAAAUGGCAUUGGACAUUGCCAAAGGGUGCGUAUACUUGGAAAACCUUCAUUUUAUCCACAGAGAUAUUGCUGCCCGAAAUUGUUUAUUAUCUACGACAGGACGUGGCAGAGUAACAAAAAUUGCUGAUUUCGGAAUGUCUAGGGAUGUAUAUAGAAACGAGUAUUACAGAAAAGACGGUCAAGCAAUGUUGCCCAUUAAAUGGAUGCCGACAGAGUCGUUGAUAGAUGGCGUUUUUAAUUCAAAAACCGAUGUUUGGUCUUAUGGAAUCACAUUUUGGGAAAUCAUGACAUUUGGGUCCAUGCCAUACACGGGCAUGACGAACAAAGAGACAAUGAAUUACGUUAUGAGAGGUGGUCGUUUAUCCAGACCAGGCAUUUGUCCAGAACCUGUGUAUAAGCUAAUGGGCAGUUGUUGGAAAACAAACCCUCAAACCAGGCCUACGUUUGAGUACAUCCGCAAUAAACUUCGUCUCUUUAUACAAGAUCCGGCCAUCAUCGAUUUCAAACCUCCAGUGAUCGGCAGGCCCGCUGCUCAACUUCCAUACCGAGCAACUCAUCCGCUGGAUGACAAUGCCCCGCCGGAUGGUGUUCUUCGAGCGCGCGAUUGCGUAGCCGGAAGCGGCGGAAUGCAUCAGCUGCCGCAAAACGAACACCAGGAGGAACCACAGUACGUGACGCCACUUCCUGCCGACGACAUGUUCGAGGGAGUGGACGCAGAAAUGAUGAGGGACGCCGAGCGGUUCGGCAGGUUCCGGGGCAGCAACGAGAUGGCGCCUCGUGACGACGAUGACGACGACGACGACAAUGAGAGCGGCGGUGACGAAGAGGACGAUGACGAUGACGAUGACGCGGCGAACAAUGCCGAAGUGGACGACGAGGUUGACGACGACGAUGAUGACGACGACGACGAUGACGACGAACAGAAUGUGGAAGAGGAGGAAGACGACGACGCAAACGGUGCGGAGAUUGUCCUGGAAGCCGACAACAAUCGGUUCGACGAGGACGACGACGACGCGUACGGAGACAACGCCAGGAGCAACGGUCCUGUGACGUCGUAUCACUGGAAUAGGUUCAAAGAGACGAGUUUCAUCAGCAUGAAGGAACCGAACACCAAACAAACGGGCACAGAAGGCCAACCAAAUACGUCUAAGAGAAGAAAGUCGUUCUCCGAACUCGAAGACAACAGGCCCAACCCUUAUUCGUUGACCGGCCGCGUUCGGUACAACGUAGCCAACGACGGGAAAAUAAGAUGCUGA